Mizuhopecten yessoensis (Yesso scallop) is the source of this 4748-nucleotide messenger RNA. RefSeq lists its product as uncharacterized. Gene Ontology annotation, biological process: positive regulation of transcription by RNA polymerase II; hormone-mediated signaling pathway; negative regulation of transcription by RNA polymerase II. NCBI's taxonomy places the organism in Eukaryota, Metazoa, Mollusca, Bivalvia, Pectinida, Pectinidae. Bases 254 to 3034 code for a protein of 926 amino acids. Gene Ontology annotation, molecular function: RNA polymerase II cis-regulatory region sequence-specific DNA binding; nuclear receptor activity; zinc ion binding. The record is from RefSeq and is a predicted model, not a curated record. The transcript has 7 exons.
UUAACAGGUAGAAAACGAAUUAGCAUCACGUGUUCUAGUUGUGUGGCCUUGGAUACCAGGGUACUACAACAUUUCACGCACGCAUUGGAGGUUAAAUAUACAGAUGUAACAUGCACCUGGAGGAAUUGUUUGCAACAUUUUGCCUGUAGAAACAUUUGUUCGUGUAUAUAUACAUUCUUUGGAGACUUUCGUUUUGACAGACAAACAGAGGUAUAAGGAUUUACCAACGUUAACAGGUUCUUAAUAAGGACUAAUGAUGACGGAUGAAUCGGUCUCGUUUCCAUUCGGGAAGUGUCGUAUAUGUACGGGGAAGGCGAUGGGAGUUCACUACGGCACCGCUACCUGUGAGGGUUGUAAGGCUUUCUUCAAGCGUUGGAUGGACAGAGACAAGACACUUGGUUGCUAUUUUGGCGGGAACUGUGUCAUCACACCGGAUACGCGUCACUGUUGUAAAGGAUGCCGCUACCAGAAAUGCAAGGAGAAUGGCAUGUCUAUUGAAGCGAUAAAAAUGGGAAGAAUUCCGAAAUUUGAGAAAAGGGCUGCAAUUCAAGAUUUUCAAAUAUCAAGAAAAGAAAUCACUUCUUCUUGCUCAAUUAAAAAGAAAAGAAAAAAGGAGAAAUGUGUGGAAAAGAAAGAAGUUGGAAAUGUUUUCAGCCAGGCAACCGUCCAAGACGAGAAUAAUUCGUUAGCAAGUAUUCCAGAUAGGGAGGAAAAGGAAGUAAAUGCUCCGACAAAUAGCCAGGAAAAGACCGGAAGGUCUCACCAGUCUUCUCCAGAACAGAACAUGUUUCCUGAUUUUGAGGAAGCAUUUGGUGAUAAGCACACUUCCCUCAAUGGUUUUAAGAAUGAUUCCACGCCAUUACGAAACGUUGACAAUAUGAUAUCUUCAUAUGACCAUCAUGCACAAUCCAACAAUACACAGACAAUGAUCAAUGGGUGUACAUCAUCAAAUCACCAGGGUAUCCCCUUUCUUGAUCAUCAGGCUGCUUUGACGGAUCAUACCCCUGCUUCGGCUCAGUUUAGCUUAACAUCUGGUUUAGCUCCGAUUAUAUUAAAUUCAAACCGACUGGAGUCCGAUAGCAAUCCUAACACAUCAAUAAAAACGACAUCUCGAGCGAGAUACCUAUCGAUGGACGAUACAUCCCAGUCACGGAAGAGCGCCCCUCAAGGUUCAACUUCUCAAAAUAACUUCAAUCACCCUAAAUACCUUCCUAGAUCUUAUACUAACAUACCACCAAAUGUAAUGACAAAUGUCGAUCGCUCAGUCGAUGACGCGAUGAAUCAAAAGAUGGCAGAGGAGGUACCAGUAUCCACUGACCAAAACUGCAACACUUUAGUUGUGGACAGUUUUCCCCAAAAAAACCAGAAACAUAUCGACGACAGAGACGCCAUGCAAGACGUUUUAUCAAGAGCAGUUAUAGAAGAACCUAUUGCUGGUGUAUGUGAUGUGACACAAGGAUGUGAAACAAAUGAAGUUUUGCAAACCGAAGUACAGACGCCGGAAAUUUCUGAAAUAGGUCGAAACAGCGCCUACCUCUACAACUACGUACGUUUACUGACGGAUUCAUCCUUAUCGGAAAACGAGUGCCCAAUAAAUGGACGUGAAAACGAUUUCAGCGCUAAAAAUAACUUCUCAUUUGGGACACAACCGAAUGAUCUCUGGUCAAUGGAUAAUUCACCGACGGUCAGCGCGAUAACAGCGGGCUGCCCGACUGGAACGGACAAAGUUGACGGCGAAUUAGCGCAUACUGACAGUCCUCAAGUGCGGACAGUAUAUCUUCAAGAUUCCCUAUAUUCUACUGUGGAAAACGGCCUUGACGGUAGGGAUGAGGUACCAGGAAGAGGAGCACCGAAUGCCAGUCAGCCAGAAGUGCAAUGUAACUCGGGGGAGUUUGCCAAAAGUAGUCCUAGUGUCGACAUGACAUUCGUACAACAGGACAGCAGUCUGAUCCACGAAACCCUCCCGUCAGACCGGUUCACGCGCGAAACAAUUUUUCAGCAAAGAAAUCAAAACGAUAAACCAAGAAACAGUGCACAAUUCAAAAUAUCACAUCAGAUACGUUUGAGCAACCUAGCGUCUGCAAUUUUUCGAAGUUUAAAUGGCAGCAUGGGUCAAUCAGAUGAUGGCACCCAAAACGAUAUGAGACAUUUUCUUCGUACUCACUCGAGGCGUAAAUCUGAGGACAGUUACCAGGCUGGAAUAGACAAAGAGCGUGCAUAUAAAGACACUGAUCAGGACGAAACAAAGUCGUCACACACAUCACAUGACACUGACCAGACUGGAACCGACAGUCAACUCGAUAUAAGGGAUGUUAUGAAGACAACUCUUGAGGUAUUCCAAAGGUCCGUAGAUAAGCUAUACAUACCAAUAUUCCUAAAACGACGACUCGCCAAGAAAUACCAACAUGGCGGGAAACGUGUGAAGAUUGCUAGAAGAUCAAAAGAAGGAAUUGGGUACCUCAUGUCGAAAUUGUUAAGUGAAAUCAAAACGGAAAAUGAAAGAAUCACAGGAUUUGCCAUUGAAAUCCCUGAAUUUUCCAAAUUGUGUGCGAACGAUCAGAUGCUGCUGCUGAAGAGGGCGUUCAUCGAGAUACAUCUGCUUACGACGUCCGAGUUCAGAUCCAGUGACGAGUACUUUUACAUGGAAGACAACGACCUCGUUUUGAAUCAGGCCGCUCUAAAUACGUUGGUGGACGCCCGGAUGGUGGAUCUGAUGAACAAUCUGUAUGAGUUGAUGGACAGGUUUAAUCUCUCACAUCUAGAGAUUGGUCUGCUAUGCGCCAUCCAGCUAACAUCGCUCGAUGGAGUAACCGUUGAGGACACGGGUCCCGUUGGAGCUCUCCACUCCCACUACCUCGACGUGUUCAGUUACAUGGUGUACUCCAGCACCCGAAACAAUAAGGCUAGAAUGGUGGUCGAGGUUUUCUUCAAACUCAUCCCCGUCCUCAAGGAUCUUAGCGGGAGCAUCAACCAUUUCACGGAGUCCGUCCUUCUUGAACAGAACCCUGAACUGCUGUUCAGGAACUUACUCUGAUCUACCAUAAUGUUGUGUUCACUUCACAUAAUACUUUUAAUGGUCGUUAAGUUUAUAUAUACUGUAUGUAUGUCAACUUCAUCAGUCAUACUUUUCGAUUUGCAGUUCCAGGACAAAAUCAUCGAAUGUUGAUAUAUGUGAUAUCGCUCCACUGAAGAACAAGACAGCAUAAAUAUAAACCUUGCUUAGAUGCUUAUUCAGAUGAGUUUCCAAAGUUGUAAAAAGGUAUUUAAACGAGUGUCGUGAAAUCACUAAUACCCGUGGGUGUUUAAAUUUCGUUGAUUUCAUGGGUAUUCUCCAUUAACAAAUGUAUACGUCCACGAAGUAAUUACAAGUUUGAAAUAAAGCGACUCUCCGUAUAAGUGGGUACUAGUAAUCAACUAAUUUCUUUUCUCCAAAACGAAGAUUAUAUUAACAGAAUAGUUACAUACAAGAAUUAAUCAACAUAUAUACAUACAUAGAUAUUGAAAAAGUACAAACGUAUCGUUAUUUUAAUGUGUACAUAAAUAUUUUAUAAGAGAAGGGAGAUGUACAUACAAUCAGACGAUUUGUAAUAAUUUUUUAACAUUUGAUACACAUGUGAUAUUACCUUUAAUCUUAAUUGUUCAUAAUCUUCAGAUAUAUCUUAUAAUUUAAUUCACUACCCAAUAGGGUAUUAGUCAAAUCAAAAUCAGGUUAAUUAUACAAAUAAACAUUGAGUUGUAUAUCACAUAUACUAAUUAAAUGACACCAUACUUUGUCUCUUACUUCAGUAGUUUUGUCACAAUGUAAGAUAAUAUGUGUAACAGUAUCAUAGUAUAAUUUACCACAAUAAUGACAUAAUUCCAUGAGUUUUGACAUACGAGACAUUUCACAAACUCUUAAGGUACAGUGUAUAGAUUUAGAAUACUGUGGAUACUUUGCAGCUAAUUACCAUAAAUAAUGUGACUCGAGCGUAUGGUGAAUGGACAUAAAUCUUACAAAAUCGUUGUCAUCUGACAAACGUUGUAACCAUGCAUUUUCUUCGGUUUGAUAUACACUUUUAUAUCCAACUUUUUUCCACUGUCUGGCACCUAAUUUUAUAUAAAUAUUUUCUAAGGAUACAUAUAAUAUCUGGUAUAAAUCCAUAUUGUUUCCCAUCAUUUACAUUGAACAUAAAAAUCGAGUGACAAAUAUUCUGUGUACUAGUGUCUGUACAUGCGUCCAUACUAUAUAUUCGUCCCGAAAAUAAUAUUUUUUUAAUAUGAAUAUAAGACGCAAUACUUGUCCAGCCUAGUAAUGAAUUACACAUAUCGGUCCUGGUUCUUUUUUCAAACCCUUGUAUAAAUUUUACAAUAUAGCUCUUUGCUCUGUCCAACAUUAAUACUUCUGUUUUAGAAAGAAACCAAAGUUCAAACCCAUAUAAGGCAGACGGGUACACUUUAAUUUUAAUCAACUUAGCAACAGUGAGGGGAUUGAGCGCGCACGGAUGAGCACCGGACCUAAGUAGUGACAUAGUACCAGAUUUUAACCUACUACAUGCUCUAGUAGUUUCCAUUGAAUUUCUUCUGCCAUUUUACAAUAUUCCAACAUGUUUAAUUUCUUCAACAACUGACAGUACGCGUUUGUAUAGAUAGACAUUUUGUAUAUUAUGUAAUGUUCGUUUGUAUAGGUAGACAUUUGGUAUAUUAUGUAAUGUACGUUUGUAUAGGUAGACAUUUUGUAUAUUAUGUAAUGUACGUUUGUAUAGGUAGAC